CCUUCACUUUCUGCUCGCUGCCCGAGUGGACUGCGUUCCCGCCUGCUUGGCAGGGGGAGGACGCGCGGUGGCGGCGGCGUCACAUCCCGGCGUAUGAGUGAGUUCCGGUAUUUCAGGGCGGAGCAGGCGGAAGUAGGGUGAAAAGCGGCUACAACGCCGAGCGGAGGAGGUAGGAACCUGAUUUCCAGAAGCAGCUUGUAAGGCACCAUGGCCGGGAACACCACCAUCGAGGCGGUAAAGCGCAAGAUCCAGGUUCUGCAGCAGCAGGCUGAUGAUGCGGAGGAGAGGGCCGAGCGCCUCCAGCGGGAAGUGGAGGGAGAAAGGCGGGCCCGGGAGCAGGCUGAAGCUGAGGUGGCCUCCUUGAACCGCAGGAUCCAGCUGGUUGAAGAGGAGCUGGACCGCGCGCAGGAGCGCCUGGCCACUGCUUUGCAGAAGCUGGAGGAAGCGGAGAAGGCUGCUGAUGAGAGUGAGAGAGGUAUGAAGGUGAUUGAAAAUCGGGCUCUAAAAGAUGAAGAAAAGAUGGAACUCCAGGAAAUCCAGCUAAAGGAAGCAAAGCACAUUGCAGAAGAGGCGGAUAGGAAGUAUGAGGAGGUGGCUCGUAAGUUGGUGAUUAUUGAAGGAGACUUGGAACGCACGGAGGAACGUGCCGAGCUGGCAGAGUCCCGUUGCCGAGAGAUGGAUGAACAGAUCAGACUGAUGGACCAGAACCUGAAGUGUCUGAGUGCUGCUGAAGAAAAGUACUCUCAAAAAGAAGACAAGUAUGAAGAAGAAAUAAAGAUUCUUACUGAUAAACUCAAGGAGGCAGAGACCCGUGCUGAGUUUGCUGAAAGAUCGGUAGCCAAGCUGGAGAAGACCAUUGAUGACCUGGAAGACGAGCUCUAUGCCCAGAAACUGAAGUACAAGGCCAUUAGCGACGAGCUGGACCACGCCCUCAAUGACAUGACCUCUAUAUAAACUGUCACCGUUUCUGCCCUGUUCUGGAUCUGCCCCCUUUCCUUGGGGAACCCAACACCCCACUCGCUCUGGAUUCCAUUUGGGUCAGCCUGGCUGGUUCCCACAGCCUUAGGGCUGGAGGGCUUUGGGGGGGGCACACAAAGCAAUUUACAUAUUUGCUUUCCAACCCCAUAUUAAAAUGUUAAGCUGCCAGAAGCCUCACGCCCUCUUGCAUUUGUGUUAUUGACAAAGCUGUUGCUGUACAUAAGAAGGAGUCCUGCCAGUGUGAUGUGGAGACAGCUGUAUUAGGCUUCCCCUCUUCCGACUUCUGUAUGAUCAAAGCUACUUUGUGUGUGUGUUUUUCUUGACCCUUAAACUUGCUGAUUGGAGUCUUGUCGGAGUGACCACUAAAGGCUUCUCACGUGGGAAGUCUGGUGGUAUUCCUCAAACCUUACUGAGGAGUUCUUACAUAGCCCACCUGGACAUUUUCAUUCUUUUAGCCCCUCUCCCGUACAGUAAGGUCAGUGACCAUUGAAUUAGCUCCUAUCACUCUGCCCUUUUGCCCAAGACUCAGAAACUACAUCCUCAGACCCAUCCUUACAGUUAAACAAUUCUAUCAUCCCCACUCACAGAACAAGGUGUAACAUGGUGGGUUGGAUUCUUGAUAGAUGAGUGUUUCAUCUUUAAGCCUUUCUCAUUUCUCGCUCACUCGAGGCUGCUGCCAUUUUCCUCUGUUCUCUAGAGAGAUAGGAUGCACACGGCAAAUGAUGGGCAAAGGGAAAACAGCUAGUCAUGCAUAUUUCAAACAGCAUUCAUGUGAGGGUAAUGACUUACUGCUGAACUUCGAUAGUGAAAUCCUUCUUGGUGCAUAUUGUAGAAUUGAAUAUCAACACUUCACAGCUGUUCCAGUUUAUACAGCAGAUACAUUUGGUAUCACAGCUAAAUGCUGCAUAGUAUUUCAGUUUCUUAGCAGAGUACGUAUUUGAAACUUGCCUUUUCAGUAUCCAGGGCUAUGAAUGUGGCACAGGGAGAGUGUCACCCAAUGUACACAAGGCUCUUGAGUUUGAACCCCAGUACUACAAAGAGAGAAAGGGAAGCUAUAGCUAGGUAGAGAAGUUCUCUCCCAAGCCAGGUUCCUUUGUCUACACUAUCCCUGCCACAUAGCCUUUGAGAUGAAGUCGAGGUUGAUUUAUGUGGCAGGCAGGGGCCUGGUGUUUUCUAGCUCUCCUGUCCUGAUAGAUGUAAACACAGCUGAGGAGGCCCCUGCAUGUAGGUUGCUCUGAGUCUAAAGCACAAGCCUAAAGUUAAAGCUAUUGUUGAGCUGCACAUAAUAAAGGUCAGGGUGCACAUAGUAAAGGGAGGGGCACUGCUGUCACGGUGACCCCCAUAUUGGAAUUUUGAGCUCUUUGUCUUUUUGAGCAAGUUUUACACUAGCCCUGGAUGUCCUAGAACUCAGUCUAUGCCCAAGCUGUCCUUGAACUCAUGGCAGUCCUGCCUCUGCCUCCCAAGCACCACCAACUGUAUUGUAUGAGGUAUGUUCAUUGUGUUUGGUUUGGUAGUGCAGAAUUCUGAACCCAGGGCCUUGAGCUCCAUCACCAGCCCCAAGAUUGGCUUUUCAUGAGCAGAAUGCAGUUUAGAGAUAGUCAAGACUCAGUAUUCCAGUCACAGAAACACAAAGUGAAAAAGCUUAGCUAGGGAGGAACACAGUAGCUCUGCAGGUUUGGGGGCAGGAUGGUUGCCGAAGCUUUGUCCUUGUCAGAUAGCUGAGGGAGACGCCACUGUAGUUUAUGAACUAGUGUGUGCUCUGAAAGGAAUGAAAGUUGUUGUAUCUGGGCAUGGUGGCUAAGCCUGUACCCAGGGUUCUGGAGACUAAGGAAGGAAGAUCAAAAGUUCAAGGCCACACACACUAAACUACAUAACAAGACCCUGGGUCAAAAAUAAUAAACAAGGCUGGGUGUGGUAGUAUAUGCCUUUAAUCUCAACAGAUGGAUCUCUUGACUUCGAGGUCAGCACUGUCUAUAUAACAAGUUCUGGGCCAGCCAGUAUAGUGAGAUUCUUCUAAGACAACUUUUGCUGGGUGGUACACGCCUUUAUUCCCAGCACUUAGAAGG
Molecule: messenger RNA, 3044 nt
Organism: Mus caroli (Ryukyu mouse)
Lineage: Eukaryota; Metazoa; Chordata; Mammalia; Rodentia; Muridae
Gene: Tpm3
Product: tropomyosin 3
Source: RefSeq, a predicted model, not a curated record